AUGAAGGACAAAGAGGAAGCGGACUUGAUUCUUGAGUUUCAAAAUUUAACCCACCUAGAAUUGGGCUAUUCGGAUUAUACUAGGGAUUGGGUUAAGGGCUUAGAAGUGAUCAAGCGUUGCCCCAAUCUUCAAAUUCUUGACAUUGAUAUGGGGAGUAUUGACAUGAAUGCUAGAGGCGAUGAAGGAGCAGAUUGGCUCAAGGAAUGGGGAUUUGAUAAAGGUUGGGGCAACACUGCAGGAAGGGUUAAAGAGACAAUGAAAUUGCUUUAUGAGGUACUAGAAUCAGCAGAUCCACUGAAAUUGGAAUCACUUUUUAGCAGGCUUCCAAACAUGUUCAACAUAGUUAUCCUCUCUAUUCAUGGAUACUUUGGCCAAGCAGAUGUCCUAGGAUUGCUAGACACUAGAGGCCAGGUGGUAUAUAUUCUUGAUCAAGUAAGGGCCUUAGAGGAAGAACCACUCCAUAAGAUUGAGCUGCACAUCCUUGACGUGAAGCCUCAAAUUCUUGUGGUAAGCUACUAUCACUACUACAAAAAGUAG
This is a messenger RNA of Glycine soja, 537 nucleotides long. RefSeq names its product sucrose synthase 5-like. Gene Ontology annotation, molecular function: sucrose synthase activity. NCBI's taxonomy places the organism in Eukaryota, Viridiplantae, Streptophyta, Magnoliopsida, Fabales, Fabaceae. Gene Ontology annotation, biological process: sucrose metabolic process. The record is from RefSeq and is a predicted model, not a curated record. The transcript has 4 exons. The coding region runs from base 1 to 537 and encodes 178 amino acids.